CGAGAGGGGAGGGCAGAGCGGAGGGGAGGGUAAAUAGUGGGCCAGGCAGGAAGAUGGCGGCGUAGCGGAGGUCUGAGUGGCCUCGGGUCUGCGGCUGGAUUUCCUCGUCCGUCUUCCUCCCGUGUUUUUCUGGCUGAGCUUGGCAUCGAGGGGGCUGAGUUCGGGCGGCCGCGCCGGGCGCAGCGCGGGGGUCACGGCGGCGGCGGCGGCUGACGGCUGGAAGGGCGGGCUUCCCUCGCCGCGCGUCCUCCUUCCCCGGUCCGCUCGGUGUCAGGCGCGGCGGGCGGACUUCGUCCCUCCUGCCGCUCCCCCCCGCGCCGGAGCGCGCUCCCCUGCCUUCGCCAUCCCCCGACCCUUCACCCCGGGCACUGGGCGCCUCCUCCGGCGCAGCGCAGGGAGCGGGGGCCGGGCUCCUGCUCGGCUGUCGCGCCUCCAUGUCGGAUAACCAGAGCUGGAACUCGUCGGGCUCGGAGGAGGACCCGGAGACGGAGUCCAGGCUGCCGGUGGAGCGCUGCGGGGUCCUCAGUAAGUGGACAAACUACAUUCGUGGGUGGCAGGAUCGUUGGGUAGUUUUGAAAAAUAAUACUCUGAGUUACUACAAAUCUGAAGAUGAGGCAGAAUAUGGCUGCAGAGGAGUGAUCUGUAUUCACAAGGCUGUCAUCACGCCUCAUGAUUUUGAUGAAUGUCGGUUUGAUAUUAGUGUAAAUGAUAGCAUUUGGUAUCUUCGUGCUGAGGAUCCAACUCACAGACAACAGUGGAUAGAUGCCAUCGAACAGCACAAGACUGAAUCUGGAUAUGGAUCUGAAUCCAGCUUGCGUCGACAUGGCUCAAUGGUUUCCCUGGUGUCUGGAGCAAGUGGCUAUUCUGCAACAUCCACCUCUUCAUUCAAGAAAGGCCACAGUUUACGUGAGAAAUUGGCUGAAAUGGAAACUUUUAGAGAUAUCUUAUGUAGACAAGUUGAUACUCUACAGAAAUACUUUGAUGCCUGUGCUGAUGCUGUCUCCAAGGAUGAACUUCAAAGGGAUAAAGUGGUAGAAGAUGAUGAAGAUGACUUUCCUACAACACGUUCUGAUGGAGACUUCUUGCAUAAUACCAAUGGUAAUAAGGAAAAGAUAUUUCCACAUGUAACACCGAAAGGAAUUAAUGGUAUAGACUUCAAAGGGGAGGCGAUAACUUUUAAAGCAACUACUGCUGGCAUCCUUGCUACCCUUUCUCAUUGUAUUGAACUGAUGGUAAAACGGGAAGACAGCUGGCAAAAGAGGCUGGACAAGGAAAUUGAGAAAAGAAGAAGAAUAGAGGAAGCAUACAAAAAUGCCAUGACAGAACUUAAGAAAAAAUCCCACUUUGGAGGACCAGAUUAUGAGGAAGGCCCAAACAGUCUGAUUAAUGAAGAAGAGUUCUUUGAUGCUGUUGAAGCUGCUCUUGACAGACAAGAUAAAAUAGAAGAACAGAGUGAAAAGGUCAGGUUACAUUGGCCUACAUCCAUGCCAUCUGGAGAUGCCUUUUCAUCUGUGGGAACUCACAGAUUUGUCCAAAAGCCCUAUAGUCGCUCUUCCUCCAUGUCUUCCAUUGAUCUAGUCAGUGCCUCUGACGAUGCUCACAGAUUCAGCUCCCAGGUUGAAGAGAUGGUGCAGAACCACAUGACUUAUUCGUUACAGGAUGUAGGUGGAGAUGCCAAUUGGCAGUUGGUUGUAGAAGAAGGUGAAAUGAAGGUAUAUAGAAGAGAAGUAGAAGAAAACGGGAUUGUUCUGGAUCCCUUAAAAGCUACCCAUGCAGUUAAAGGCGUCACAGGACACGAGGUCUGCAGUUACUUCUGGAAUGUUGACGUUCGCAAUGAUUGGGAAACAACUAUAGAAAACUUCCAUGUGGUGGAAACAUUAGCUGAUAAUGCAAUCAUCAUUUAUCAAACGCACAAGAGAGUAUGGCCUGCUUCUCAGCGAGAUGUAUUAUAUCUUUCUGCCAUUCGAAAGAUACCGGCCUUGACUGAAAAUGACCCAGAAACUUGGAUAGUUUGUAAUUUUUCUGUGGAUCACGACAGUGCUCCUCUAAACAAUCGAUGUGUCCGUGCCAAAAUAAAUAUUGCUAUGAUUUGUCAAACCUUGGUAAGCCCACCAGAGGGAAACCAGGAGAUUAGCAGGGACAACAUUCUAUGCAAGAUUACGUAUGUAGCUAAUGUGAACCCAGGAGGAUGGGCACCAGCCUCAGUGUUAAGGGCAGUGGCAAAGCGAGAGUACCCAAAGUUUCUAAAACGUUUCACCUCUUAUGUGCAAGAGAAAACUGCAGGAAAACCUAUUUUGUUCUAGUAUUACAGUGACUGAAGCAAGGCUGUGUGACAUUCCAUGUUGGAGGAAAAAGUAAAAAACAAAAUUGAAUGCUCUAAGCUGGAACAUAGGAUCUAUAGCCUUGUCUAUGGCCCAACACCUUGGCCUUGUGUACACGAAGGAAGAAGUAUUGCAAUAGCAAAGCCGAACGUCUAACACUAGCUGUCUCCUGCUAGAUCUCCUCGCUCAGCAUUUACCUAUAAAUACAUGUACAAUGACAUGUAUAUGGCUAUAUUUUUAUUUGCUUGCUCCUAGAAGAGAAAAAAAUCAACUUUGAAUCACAACUAGGAAUUGAUGCUUUAAUUUUUGGAAACUUUUUCAGAAUUUUUAAUUUACUGUGGUCAGGCCUAAGAUCCUCAGUUGUAUCAGGUUUUGUGCACAAAAGAAAAGCACAAAAGUUGAACGCACAUGGGGCCUGUGCUUUCUGUGCACCAAAUAUCUGGAUGGGGGUCUUUUUUCAGGCCUACAGUCAAAUCUGUGUCCUGAAUUUUUUGACUUUUUUGCUUUGUAUAAUCAUAGAAUUCAUUGCUGCUGAUUUCUCUACUGAUUGGUGUUGUCGUGUAAAGUGUCUCAGUGACAGGGCUGUCCAUCACCUGCGAGUUCGCCUUUUCUAUAGUCUUACUCCGAUGAAGAGCCUUGGUUCUGAUGGAGAAAGAGUGAAAAGCUGUAUUUUUUCCCCAGAUAUCUUUACAUUUCUGUUGUCUUUUUA
Ceratotherium simum simum (southern white rhinoceros) is the source of this 3030-nucleotide messenger RNA. The record is from RefSeq and is a predicted model, not a curated record. Lineage: Eukaryota; Metazoa; Chordata; Mammalia; Perissodactyla; Rhinocerotidae.